AACCUGGCCCUGUGGUCUUGGGGGUGUGAGAGGGGAGACGCAGGCCUGGGAGCUGUGAAAGUGGGGGGCGGGGAGGAAGGUGGGGUGUCCUCCCUGGAAGUAUGUACAGAACCGGCGGCUCUGGGAUGAAGUGGGGGCGGGCCCAGCUCUGGGGCGUCUCAGCCAGCCCCCAGCCCCUGCUCCCUCGAGCCCUCCAUUUCCUGACCAGCUCUAGGAACAAAACCAGAAGCUGAACAAGGAAGCAGCCGCACAAAGAAAAACAGAAGUGGGAGCUGGGGCCUGGCCCUCCCGGUGAGGAGGACAGAAGCCGUGGGUCCAGGAGGCCGGGCGCCGCUGCCCGUGACCUUGUGGCGCAGAGAUGACCCCGCAGGGCCGGGCGUCCAGGCUGCCGGCAGCCCUGCUGCUGCUCUGGGUCCCAGGCUGUUUGUCUCUGAGCGGCCCCGAGCACGUGACAGGCACCGUGGGGGGAUCGCUGAGCGUGCAGUGUCGGUACGAGAAGGAGUACAGAGACUAUAACAAAUACUGGUGCAAAAGCCCAUGUUUGCCAGCACUGAGGACGAAGAUUGUGGAGGCCACAGAGUCAGAGAGAGAAGUGAGGCGCGGCCGUGUGUCCAUCAGGGACCAUCCAGCAACCCUCACCUUCACAGUGAUCUUGAAGAACCUCACAGAGGGCGAUGGAGGCACUUACAGGUGUGGGAUCGAUACACCAUGGACAGAAAGACUGAUAGACAUCACCUUCAAGGUUGAGGUGUCUGUGUUCCCAGCAGCACCAACCUCCAGGCGAACUACAACUACAACUACAAGUACAAGCACCACUACAGCCACGACCUCGACCGUCACAGCCCAAAUUCCAACUGUGUCCACAGCCCGGACAGUGAACGCCACCCAGAGCAGGAGCAGCCAGGAUGGCUCCCAGCUGAGCCCGGACUCGGACCACGGAUCCCCGUCCCACCCUGCCCCGCCCUUGCCUCCCUCCAGGCUCCCUGUGCUGCUCAUCUUGUUGGCGCUUCUGCUGCUCCUCCUGGCGGGGGCCUCACUGCUGGCCUGGAGAAUGGUGCGGAGGCGGAGGCGGGGCAAAGCUGGUGGGAAUCCGGAGCCACUCCAGAACCCCUGUCAGGCCGCCCCGCAGAGGGAGCCCUGCUACGCCAACCUGGAGCUGCAGACGCUCCUUCAGGGAGAGCCCGUGCGCCCGAGGCAGGAGGAGGUGGAAUACAGCGCGGUGGCCCCCAGGGAAGACCUGCACUACUCCAUGGUGGUUUUCACGGCACAGCAUCAGGAGCCUGAGGACCAGAGGCCCUCCCAGAGGCCCCAGCGGCAGGAGCCAGAGUACAGCGCGAUCAGGAAGACAGAGUACAGCGCGAUCAGGGAGACACGGCAAGAGCCAGAGUACAGCGCCAUCAGGGAGACACGGCCGGAGCCAGAGUACAGCACCAUCAGGGAGACGUAGCUGGCCUCCCGCCUCCCCGCCUGGAGGUCUCUGUGGGGAGCCCAGGCCCCCCCCCUUCCCCCACGUGCCCCUCAGCCUGCUCCCCUCCAACAAGGGGCUGGGCUCCCAUCGGCUGUCCCUCUGGCGCUGGGAUCUGCGGGGACCCUCCCAUGGGGCUGCUCUGUCACAUCUUCCCUCUAUUCUCUGCCUCACUCCAGCCGCGCGAUGGCGCUCAGCCCCGCGGGAUCCAGGACAGGGAGGCGCACACAGACUGUCCCUCCCAGUGGCUUCGUAAGGCCCUGCCAGUGGCCGGGAGGGAGAACCGGCAGAGAGCGGGGAGCCCCUCGGUGCUGAGAGCAGACCCCUCUUCUCCGGGCGAGGAGGCUGGAGGAGAGGCUGCCCUGGACCAGACCCAGCAGCGGGCAUGUCCUCGGCUCCCCUGGACCCUGAGAGGUUGAGUUUAAUACAAGAGACAGCAAUAAAGGUGACAUCUUGAGAGAGAAGAGGCGUUAUUGGAACGAUGCCUGCCGGCGUGGGCUCCGCAUUGAAGAAAGCUCCUGCCCUUGAUCCCAGAGGAGCAGAGCGGCUGGAGGGGCCCCAGGGGGUGGGGACAUCCCAGAGGUCAGCACUGGGUGGGACAGGGGCAGCCACCCCUCGUUCUCUCCACGUCAGGGGGUUCAGACCUCAGAGCCUUGUCUGCCGCCGUCUCCGCUGUGCAAAGUCUCAGGGCUUUUGUUUCGACGGUUCACAAUGUUGUGACCCAUGUUAAGUAAGUAAGAGUAAAAAGCAAGGAGUGUAUGUCAGUAUGUCCCGUAAGUCAAAGGGAGGCCUGACCCCUGACCCCUGGGGGUACCGGCCGUGGUGAUGCUGCCAUCACAAUCAACUUGAGGCUUUCGAGCACUUUUCUCUGGGCUGUGGGCCCAUAGCUUCGGAAGGUUUUUCCCGAGGGCGGACGGACACAUCUGCUGGUGUCUUCUUCAGAUUUUCGUGAUCUGUGCAUGCGAGUCAUCCCCGUACUUCCUCUCUCUUUACUGCUGUUCUGAGAUGCAAAGGGGAAAUACACACACACACACACACACACACACACACACAGAAUGGGGGUAUCGGAUUCCCCAGGUGGCCCGUGAAAUCACAAGGGGCUUUGUGGGAGGGAAGCCAGAGGGUUAGAGUUAGAAAAAAUCGAUGACAAAGUGUGUGGGGGGAUUAUUCAGAUUCACCCAAUUUUAAAAACAUGUUCCCACAUUUGUUUUGUUAUUCUAUCUAUAUCUGUAUCU
Molecule: messenger RNA, 2700 nt
Organism: Myotis daubentonii (Daubenton's bat)
Lineage: Eukaryota; Metazoa; Chordata; Mammalia; Chiroptera; Vespertilionidae
Product: CMRF35-like molecule 8
Cellular component (GO): plasma membrane
Molecular function (GO): transmembrane signaling receptor activity
Source: RefSeq, a predicted model, not a curated record